ACCGAAUCUGCGAUUUCUCCAAAGUUGAUAUAGAUUGCAGGCAACUGUCAGGCAACUACGCUCCAAAAAGUGUACUCUGGUCUAACUCGGCUCUAGAAUGUAAGCUGCCAAGUUCGUAGAGCAGACGUCGAGCCCUUCCGACGAGGCUUGGGAAUAUCGUUGCAUCGACUUUGCGAUAUGCUGCAAUUUUACACACAUAUAAAGUGGACCCUUUCCCACGGCAUUGAGUAGACACAGACACGACCGCACAAUUGGCAGUUCACAGCCCCUUCUCUCAACUACCACGCCCCAUCUACGCCAGCUCCCACAAUGUUCAACAUCCUCUCCAUAACAAACAUAGCUCUGCUUGCGCUCGUCCCUGCUGUGACAGCCAGCCCUCUGCAGUCUACCACUCUCCAACCCCGUCAAGCCACUCUGCCUCCCACCUGCAGCGACUUCUACAGCCCCGACUCCGGCCACGUCUGCAUCAUCCGUCCGACAAACUGCGUCGCAAACUACACCGUUACCCCCGGCGAAAACUGCGGCACCGUUGUCUCCCGCUUCGCAAACUUCACCGCCACAGACCUCUACGCUUGGAACCCUGAAAUCCGCCAAGACUGCACCGGCCUCCGCGCGUACGUUCCCGUCUGCAUCGGCGUCCCCGGAUACACCUUCAACGGCCCCUACGUUGGCGGCAACAGGCUGACCGCGGGCCGCACGCCGGUGCCGAUCCAGCCGGGCAUCGUGGACAACUGCGGCGCGUUCCAGUACACGGAUAGCAAGGGCCAGAAGCCGUUUGCGGAGCUGCUGAGCACCAACCACAUCACGCAGCAGCAGUGGAACGCGUGGAACUGGCCGAAGAGCAAUGUAGAUGACAAUCUGGCGGUUUUCGCAGGCUACUGGAGUUGCAUUGCGCUGAAGCAGCAGUGAGAGAUUCUGUGUGCGGUGGGUGGGGGCUCGGCGGAAGGGUGGUCGCGCGGAUGAGCAGUAAGAGGGACGGAGACGGAUGACAUGAUGGGCUGUUGAUGUGUAGAGAAAAGCGCAUUUGUGCAUUAGCGAGAUGCUCUUCAUAAUCCAAGGUGUGUACUAGGAAUUUCCACAAGUGGGUGACUGCGCAUAGUGAUGAUGGCGAAUGAGAAGAAACUCUCGCCCGGGAUACUUGCGUAGAUGUGGAGUCUUCUGGCUGAAGACAGAGGGCCAUGUUGGUUGGAGAAAUGAUGGUGCUUUGGGGUAGGGAAAGUGAUGCAGUACGGCAUGGGUACAUGUGGGUUUGCAAAGACAGUGCCUCGAGGCCGGAGGUAGCACAUGCGCUGUGGUAGAAGGGAUAAUAUACCAUUGGUAGUAAGCUUGAUUAGGCUUGAACAUUACGCAUGCCGCGUUACCGCGCAAAACUACAUACAC
Molecule: messenger RNA, 1380 nt
Organism: Paraphaeosphaeria sporulosa
Lineage: Eukaryota; Fungi; Ascomycota; Dothideomycetes; Pleosporales; Didymosphaeriaceae
Exons: 3
Coding region: 310-909 (199 amino acids)
Source: RefSeq, a predicted model, not a curated record